Messenger RNA from Lycium barbarum (goji berry), 1547 nucleotides. RefSeq names its product large ribosomal subunit protein uL3m-like. Gene Ontology annotation, biological process: translation. Gene Ontology annotation, molecular function: structural constituent of ribosome. Gene Ontology annotation, cellular component: ribosome; mitochondrial large ribosomal subunit. The record is from RefSeq and is a predicted model, not a curated record. The coding region runs from base 334 to 1239 and encodes 301 amino acids. Lineage: Eukaryota; Viridiplantae; Streptophyta; Magnoliopsida; Solanales; Solanaceae. The transcript has 8 exons.
UAGUACUAAUAUUGACAUACAUUUGCUAGUUAGGGAGUUGGGCUCAGUCAUUCAGACCAACAACCCUUCGGGCCUUCCUAAACCGGUCACAUACAGCCCAAACUCCAAAGGCCUUUCAGACUUCACGCUCUUCGCUCUUCAGUUGUCGUCGCCGACCAGGAGCUUGAGGAAAUGAAUAUGGAAGGGAGAGGACAUGAAAUUGAAAAUUAUAGCACCUUUUGAUUGAUAAGAAUUGUUAUUACGACAACGACAACAACAUAACCAGUGUAAUCCCACAAGUGGGGUCUUGGAAGACAGACAGACAGACAGACAGACAAAGGAGAAAGCUCCUCAAUGGCGGCCAAUUCGAGAAGCCUCAUUUCUCAUCUACGUCUCCUCUUCUCAUCCACAGUUAAAGAAACCCAAUUCAGAACUUUCAGUAGCCAAGUGGAGGAAUUAAGGACUCGGAUUAUCGAAGGAAAACCAGGAAUGAUGACUCCAAACUCCAAAAGGACAGGAGCAAUAGCCAUCAAAUGUGGAAUGACAGCUAUUUGGGACAAAUGGGGGGAACGUGUUCCCAUUACCAUCCUUUGGUUAGAUGAUAACAUUGUUUCUCAGGUCAAAACUCCCGAGAAAGAAGGCAUUUCCGCCCUGCAGAUCGGAUGUGCUCACAAAAAGGAGAAGCAUUUGACAAAACCUGAAGUAGGUCAUUUUAGGGCACAAGGUGUGCCCAUGAAGAGAAAGCUGAAGGAAUUUCCUGUUACUGAAGAUGCCCUUCUUCCUGUUGGAACGAGCAUCAGUGUCCGCCAUUUCGCUCCAGGCCAGUAUGUGGAUGUUGCUGGAAUUACAAGAGGGAAAGGUUUUCAGGGUGGGAUGAAAAGAUGGGGGUUUAGCGGUAUGCCUGCAUCACAUGGUGCUUCAUUAUCUCACAGAAGUAUUGGUUCUACAGGUCAAAGAGAUGCGCCAGGAAAGGUAUUUAAAGGGAAAAAGAUGCCUGGGCGCAUGGGUGGAGUGCAACGAACUGUUAAAAAUGUUUGGGUCUACAAGAUUGAUCCUGCCAGAAACUUGAUGUGGGUCAAAGGCCAGGUUCCAGGAGCUGAAGGUAACUUUGUGUUCAUCAAAGAUUCUGUGUACAAUAAACCAGAUAUUUCAAUGCUUCCAUUUCCCACUUACUUUGCCCCAGAAGAUGAAGAUCAAGCAAAUUUGGAACCGUUAGUGGCUGAUCUUGGUGAUACAGACCCGUUUAUGGCUGCUGAUUAGUUGUAGGCAACUUAGUUGUGGACAAUGGUGUUUCUUUUGUCUUUACCUUAUAUUUUCUUUUACAAGAGGCAGUGACGUGGUUUUGCGUAGGCAGGGGUUUAUCUAGAAGGAAUUUGAUGGCAUUCAAGUAGAAAUAAUUUUGAGUUGUACUACAAAAUUCAGCUAAUUGUUGUUGGAUAGGGUGAAAUGUUGAUAUAGCAUGAUUAUAGACCUCAUCCAGGGAAGUUGUACAGGCACAAACUGAUUAUGGUGUUGCUGGAUGACUAGAGCUAAUAAAAGAAAUGUGAAAGGAGAAUUAUAGACGAUAA